Molecule: messenger RNA, 1540 nt
Organism: Vollenhovia emeryi
Lineage: Eukaryota; Metazoa; Arthropoda; Insecta; Hymenoptera; Formicidae
Exons: 3
Coding region: 114-1241 (375 amino acids)
Source: RefSeq, a predicted model, not a curated record
GAUGGAACGCGCCGGGAGAUACUUCGUAUGAGUUUCGAGUCCGCUGAUUGUAUUAUUCUCGGACUGCAAUCUUUGUGAUUACGGUAGCUACCGAUAUUAUUUUCCCUUUCGCUAUGGCCGACCCGGAUCCUCACGCCAAGUCGGUGCAGCCGGCGGGAGAGUGCAUAUGCGAGGACUGCGGCUUCAUAAGGCGAGUAUUGAUACCGGAGAUGGUCCACGAUCGUUAUUUCUGCGAGCCCGGAUCCAGGGAGUUCGUCGAGCUCGAUUCCGUCGACGUGGAGCACCUCGACCGCACGAGCAGUCGCGAGAACACGUUACAUCGGGCGACGGCGCGCGUAAAAUUUUCAGGCGUGACACACAGCUUUCCCCUCGUUAUCAAGCUGCCUAAGCCACGCGCGGAUCUUCUGUCGUCCAGCCCGUUCCUCAACGAGGAGAUGUUCUACAGCAAGAUGACGCUCGAUUACGGAACGCACGGCAUCCCGAGGUGUUACCUGUCCGACCUGGGUCGAUACGAUCGGCCCGUUAUCGCCUUGGAGGAUCUGGCCGCGCGUGGUUACACGCAAGUAGAUGAUAAAUUGAACGAGGAUCAUCUGAAAUUGUGUGUGAAAGCUUUGGCGGCGUUUCACGGCAAGGGACUCAAGCUGAGGGCGUGUAGGUUUCCCGUUUUCAGGGAGUUCUAUGCGAAACUGUCUGUACCGGCGGACUGGCUGCACUCUCGUACGAGCAAUGUUAGAACGUUGGAAGCGCAGUUGGAUAAUCCUGGAGGUUCGAGUUCCUCAUCGUUUUUCGCAUUGGCAGCCGAGGCGGAUCUCUAUGAAAAAAUAAAAAAAAAGCGAGACGUAACGGCCAAACUGGAGCUCAACGAUUUUUGGACCAUCUGCCACGGUAAUUUCACGCGGAAUAACUUGUUGUUCAGGUACGAGAAUGGAAGGCCCAGUGACGUAAAAGUGAUCGAUUGGAGCACGAUGAGGUACUGCUCGCCAUCGAUCGAUUUCGGUCACAUUCUCCUCCAAAAUCUGCCCGACGACAAUAAUCUGUCGGGGAACGAGGCAUCUUGUUGGAAUCUUUUGCAAAUUUAUUUAGACGCUGUGAAAGACGAGUACCCGGAAGUGGACCGUCAACUCAUGAAACGAGACAUUAUCGCGAAAUUGCCGUUUGCGUACGGCAUAAUUGAAAAUCGCAUGCUUAAAGAAGCAGGGAUGAUGUUGCGUACACUCGACCGUUUAGGCAGUUUCAGUUAAAACUGCUUUCGACAUUCAUCGUUAGUUUAUAUUUGACGUUUCGCAGUCCUCGCGUUAUUCCGUACAUUAAAUCUUAUCACGACUUUAUCGCGCAUAUUCGUGAUAGCAACAUAGAAUACAUCAGCAUACAUAGUAAAUGUUUAAGUUGAAAGGUCUACCUUUAUCGUUGCACUUGUAUUGUAUAUAAUACUUAACAGAUAAUGUAAACCAGUGUAAGAAAGUGGAUAUACCACGGUACCGUGCGGAGUUAAUUGUAAGAUUAGACUAAUAGAAAAGAUUAAUUAAAAAUUGCGGAAUCA